UUCAAGAUGUCAGCCCUCAGUAGAAAUUUGGUUGUUUUAAAAAUAUUGGAAAAGGUCAUGAAACCUUUACCCUGUACAGGUAGUUCAGUUCGACAGUGCAGUUCCAGUGAAGAACAUGCCAAGUUUUUCCCACCAGAGUUGUCUCCCAUGCUUCCUGCUGGAACAUUCAAAAACAAAACUGCAUUUUUAACCGGAGGAGGCACUGGGCUUGGUCGGGGCAUGGCACAGUUCCUGUCCCACCUUGGUGCCAGGGUCAUCAUUGCUAGCAGAAAACUGCCAGUUCUAGAACAAACUGCAAAAGAAAUCAGCCAAGAAACUGGAAACAAAGUGAUACCACUGGCUAUGGAUGUUCGCGAUCCCAAUGUUGUGAAGGCAACAUUUGACAGAGUAGAACAAGAGUUCGGUUUGCCUAAUAUCAUCAUCAACAACGCUGCUGGAAAUUUUGUAUCCCCAUCUGAGAGGCUGUCGCCGAAUGCAUGGAAGACUGUGGUUGACAUUGUGCUUAAUGGGACAGCUUUUGUGACUCUUGAUGUUGGCAAGAGACUAAUAAAAGAAGGAAAAGGUGCUGUUUUCUUGAAUAUAUCAACAGACUAUGCUGAAACUGGGUCAGGCUUUGUUGCUCCAAGUUCAGCUGCUAAAGCAGGGGUUGAAACUUUGACAAAGUCACUGAAUGCCGAAUGGUCACGUUAUGGAAUGAGGUUCAACUGUAUUUCUCCAGGACCAAUAAGAACCAAGGGUGCCUUCGAUCGUCUUGAUCCAGGAGGGAAGUUUAUUCGAGAGUUCACAAAACGGAUACCAGCUGGUCGUACAGGGGAAGUAGCAGAACUCUGUAACCUGGCAGUGUACCUCGUCAGCGACUAUUCAAACUGGAUAUCUGGGCAGAUAAUCCGGAUCAAUGGUGGUGAAUUUCCGAGUGGAUCAGGAAUGUUCAAUCCACUAAAACAAGUAACUAAAGAACAGUGGGAUGUCAUGGAAGCCAUGAUCAGAUCGGUUAAAGGAUCCUGAUUGGAUGUUCAUUAUUCUUACGUUGUCCGUGAUUGGACAGAUUAGCAUGCACAAUACUUUUCAUUGGUCAGGAUGAAAUUCUACAGCCAAUGAUAGAAUGAAGAACUGCAUUC
Molecule: messenger RNA, 1118 nt
Organism: Gigantopelta aegis
Lineage: Eukaryota; Metazoa; Mollusca; Gastropoda; Neomphalida; Peltospiridae
Product: 2,4-dienoyl-CoA reductase [(3E)-enoyl-CoA-producing], mitochondrial-like
Exons: 8
Coding region: 7-1005 (332 amino acids)
Biological process (GO): fatty acid beta-oxidation
Cellular component (GO): mitochondrion
Molecular function (GO): 2,4-dienoyl-CoA reductase (NADPH) activity
Source: RefSeq, a predicted model, not a curated record